CGUGCUUCCGGAAAAACAAAAGGUAACUUCCGGGAGUCAGUAACGAGGAGUUGUUUAUUUCUUUGAAAUUUGAAAAUAUAAAUGCUUAUGUUAUUCGAACAUUUUAGUAGCAAAGUAUUAUCUAAUACAAUGAAACAAAUAAUACUCAGAAGCUGAUACUUCAUGACAGACAUGUCCCUUGUGGACCUAGGCAAGCGGCUCUUGGAGUCUGCUAAGCUUGGGGAAACAGAAGAAGUGCGAAUGCUUAUGACAAAUGGUGCUCCAUUUACAACAGAUUGGCUUGGCACUUCUCCUUUACAUAUGGCAGCUCAUUAUGGGCAUGUUGAAACAGCUGAAGUUCUGUUAAGAGGAGGUAUCAGUAGAGAUGCUAGAACUAAAGUUGAUCGUACACCACUCCAUAUGGCAUGCCAAGAAGGUCAUUUGGAAAUUGUAAAACUACUACUCAGUCAUGGUGCAGAAAUUGAUGCUAGAGAUAUGUUAAGAAUGACACCUUUGCACUGGGCAGUUGAACAUAAUAACUAUUAUGUUGUUCAACUUUUAUUAAAGAAUGGUGCAGAUCCUAAUGCUGUUAGCAAAUUUGAUAAGACUCCUUUAGAUAUUGCUGAAGAUAAUCAGUAUGCUCAUAUUAUAGAAUUAUUAAAAAAACAUCUAGAAGAGUCCAGUCAUAAAAAGCAGUAUGCCCAACCAAAAACAAAAAUAAUACAAAUAACCCAACCAAGUGUGAACUCUGCAUCACAAGCUUCAAACACAAGUGUGCCUUUAUUUAUUAAAUCUGAUAGUUUGCCAGCAACUACCAUCCAUAGAACUUUGCCUCAAUCUGUUAGUGUAGCUUCUCCAUUAUUGACUGUUAACAGUACUUCAAAAAGUCCAAGUGGUGUUUCAAGCAGUGGUACAAAAGCUACUACAUCAUCGAAGCCAGUGUUUAUUAGAGCAAACUUGGCAGAUUUUCAGAAAUCAACUGCAGCUAGCGCAAGUGUUCGUGUUACUUCAUCUAGUGAUUCCGAGGAAGGUGAAAGUAAUGAUCCUGGUUGCACCAAUGUUUUAGCUACUCUUGCUGCUUUAGCCGAAGCUACUGCCCCAAAUUCAUCAAUAUCUACAGCAGAUGCCAUGCAGUUACUAGAAAUGAAUGGUAUUACAAUGUUACCAACUGAUAACAGCACAAUUGUUGCUUCUGCUUUAGAAGGUGGCCAAACAGUAUCUUUAACUGAGGCAGGAAAAUUGGCUUUAACAUGGGUAAAAGAACAUCCGAAUUUGAAUAACUGCUCAUCUGAUGUUACUUCAACAACAAAUGAGAAAAAUGGAAAUAAUGUUACAAGUUCUCAAAGUGCCACAUCAAACCAGAAAGUUAUCACUAUUGUGGCUGAUCAAGCUCGAAUACCGUCCAUUAUUUCAUCACCUCAAACGCCCAUUGUUGUUCUAAGUAGGCCGUCUGUUUCCACAAAAGAAUCAAAUCCUCCUGCCAAGAGGAUAAAGCUUUCAUCUGGAAAGGACACAUCCAAAGAUUUAUCAAAUGGAAACUCAUCAAGUUUGCAUGUUUCAAGUUCGUCAGAAGAAGAAGAGAAGCUUAGAUUAAAGGAGGAACUAGAAAAAACUAAAAAAGAAGCUGAACUAUAUAGGGUACAAUUGUUACAAAAAAUGAAUGAAGCAGAAGAAUACAAAAAGCAGCUUCAAAAAAUGAGAAUAUUACCAAGUGUUACAGAAUAAUGUUGGUGUGGGGAUCAUUUUCUUUCUUUUUUUUUCUGUUGGCCAUUGCAAAUGUACAAUAUCAUUAUUGUAUAUAUUUUGUUGUAUAAAUCACUGUUUCAUUGAUACUGUGCAAUCAUCAUUUUUAUUUCUGAUAAAACAAUCAAAUAAAAGCUUUUAUCUAUAUUG
Molecule: messenger RNA, 1872 nt
Organism: Argiope bruennichi
Lineage: Eukaryota; Metazoa; Arthropoda; Arachnida; Araneae; Araneidae
Product: GA-binding protein subunit beta-1-like
Exons: 11
Coding region: 163-1704 (513 amino acids)
Biological process (GO): positive regulation of transcription by RNA polymerase II
Cellular component (GO): nucleus
Molecular function (GO): transcription cis-regulatory region binding; protein binding
Source: RefSeq, a predicted model, not a curated record